CAUCACGUCAUCUGUCACAGAAAGCUACUAGAGGGAUAAAUGCGUUUAGCUGUGCAAGCUUUGCAAAAUUGAAUGCAAAAGCUGCAAAGAGAAAUGGAAAGCUUACUGAAAAAAGAAUUGAAUACCUCAACUCUGAAGGCAACGGGACGUGCAGGGGGCGGUUGCAUUAGCGAAGGACAGAGUUAUGAUACUGACAGCGGAAGAGUGUUUGUUAAAGUUAAUCACAAGAGUGAGGCAAGGAAAAUGUUCGAUGGAGAAAAGGCAAGUCUGGAAGCCAUCCUACAAACCAACACUAUAAAAGCACCAAAGCCAGUUAAAGUAAUUGAUCUCUCACCUGGUGGGGGCGCUGUGUUUGUUAUGGAGCACUUGGAUAUGAGAAGUAUAAACAGACAUUCAGCAAUGCUUGGGGAGCAGCUAGCGGACCUGCACCUUCACAAUCAGAGUCUGAAAGAGAAGCUGGACAAGGGAGAGCAGACUGUCGGGAAGGGCUCCGGACAGUCAGAGGUCCAAUAUGUGGAUAAGUUUGGCUUUCAUACAGCCACCUGCUGUGGAUAUAUUCCACAGGUGAAUGACUGGCAGAGCGACUGGGUUUCAUUUUACACCCAGCAGAGACUGCAGCACCAGCUGAACAUGGUAGAGAAGGACUACGGUGACCGAGAAGCGAGAGAGCUUUGGGCCAAGCUCCAGCUGAAAAUUCCAGACCUGUUCCGUGGUGUGGAAAUUGUUCCAGCCUUGCUCCACGGUGAUCUCUGGGGAGGUAACGUUGCAGAGAAUGAGGCUGGGCCCCUCGUUUUUGACCCGGCUUCCUACUAUGGGCACUCUGAGUUCGAGCUGGCCAUUGCAGGGAUGUUCGGAGGAUUCGGGGGGUCCUUCUACUCAGCGUACCACAAGAAGAUCCCCAAAGCGCCUGGCUUUGAGAAGCGACUGAAGCUGUAUCAGCUCUUCCACUAUUUAAACCAUUGGAACCAUUUCGGAACAGGGUACAGGGGCUCUUCCCUUAAUAUCAUGAGGAACCUGGUCAAAUAACUGCAUUGAGAAUGAAGUAUACCUCCUGGUGUACCUGUUACCAGAACCCUUCCAGCAUGACCACAAUAUAACGUGACACUUGUUUUUUGCAGUAGAUAACAGUAACUGGCUGUUGGUUUGUUUUAGCUUUGAUAGGAGCUAUGGUUCUAAUCAUUUAUAUUGUGCACAUUCUAUGAAAUGUUUCAAGUUACUCAAUAUAAUUAGUCAGAUCAGCCAUUCGCAAAUGACAGUGGCCCCAUUUAAAUAUUAUGGAAAACCAUGAUCCUGCCUUUCAGUGGUUAUGGGGACAAGGUUUUAUGAUGGUAUUACAUUGUGAUCACACAUGAGAUUAAAUUGUAUGUUACAACUACAUGUCCAAUACAGUGCAAUUGUUGUGCUUCAAAAUAUACUUGUAAUUACAAAUUAUAACCUAACAACACUAUGGGAAUCGCCCGUCAUUAACACUGGACUAGAUAUACUGUACUAUCGGUAUUACAGUAGUAUGCAAACUAUGGUCCACUUGACUGUAUACUUCCGAUUUGCCAUUGCAAAGCAACCCCAGUCAGAAACCCUGUGGAAAAGAAUUGGAUAUCCUAACAGGAUCUUGAGCCUUUCCAUCUGAAUGUUGUUUUAGUAAUCCUGCAGAACAAUGUGGGAUCGAAAAAAAAAAAAAUUGACUAUGACAAAAGGGACCAUUCUUAAUGUAGGAUAUCCAUGCAAGACCAUAGUGUUUUGUGCAUUAAGACCAGAUCUACACACAAAGGCUGUAUGUAGUGAAGGCACUGCCUGUUUUGAGAUUUAGACUGUCAUUAGUAUGAAUAUAGGGUCGUUUUCCAUUUAAACCUGUUUCAUUGUAAAUGGCUUGUUGUGACUGUCUGCUUAGAUAUUUACAAUACAAAACAUGGCUAAAUAAGUGAAUUCUACAGCACCUACUAAAACAAGACUGUAAGUUAUUUGCUUGCUGUACCAGGUGUAAUCGUGCUGCAAUUAGUUUUAAGUAACCAAUCCUUAAAAAAGAAAUGAUGUAAAGUCUAAUACACCUUUUGCUUACUAACACGUGUUUGCUUCCUUUAUCUUGACAUGAAGAAACUGUACAUUGAGGACAGCUCCCUCUGCUGGUUAAAGUUAUUAAUGUACAAUGAGGACAGGUGUAUUAACGAUCCCAAGGGAUCAGAGUAGGAUACUCUUAAUGGCACUUACCAUACUUGUGUAUGUGAGAAAGGGGUUAUUCCACAGCAGCACUUAGAAAGUAUUAAGUUUUCUGUGAUUAGCCCUUACAAAAUACACAAUAUCUGUGAUGUGUGGUGCAAUGGCAGAACAAAUAAAAUGCAAAGAAUUAAUAAA
Acipenser ruthenus (sterlet) is the source of this 2349-nucleotide messenger RNA. It is a transcript of the gene fn3krp, whose product is annotated as fructosamine 3 kinase related protein. The coding region runs from base 73 to 1026 and encodes 317 amino acids. The transcript has 6 exons. The record is from RefSeq and is a predicted model, not a curated record. NCBI's taxonomy places the organism in Eukaryota, Metazoa, Chordata, Actinopteri, Acipenseriformes, Acipenseridae.